Messenger RNA from Setaria italica (foxtail millet), 680 nucleotides. Its product is annotated as 60S ribosomal protein L44. Lineage: Eukaryota; Viridiplantae; Streptophyta; Magnoliopsida; Poales; Poaceae. The record is from RefSeq and is a predicted model, not a curated record. The transcript is spliced from 4 exons. Gene Ontology annotation, molecular function: structural constituent of ribosome. Gene Ontology annotation, biological process: translation. Gene Ontology annotation, cellular component: ribosome; cytosolic large ribosomal subunit. Bases 130 to 447 code for a protein of 105 amino acids.
UCUCUUCUGAGAUAUAUCUCUCCGCCGCAGCAGCCUCGCUAACGGGCGCACCUAGGGUUUUCGGUUCCGACCUCGCGCCGCCGCCAGGACACUCGGACCGACGGAGGAGGAAGCUACAGCUCGGCAGCCAUGGUGAACGUUCCGAAAACCAAGAAGACCUACUGCAAGAACAAGGAAUGCAGGAAGCACACCCUGCACAAGGUUACCCAGUACAAGAAAGGAAAGGAUAGCCUUUCAGCUCAAGGGAAGCGUCGUUAUGACCGCAAACAGUCAGGAUAUGGUGGUCAGACAAAGCCUGUUUUCCACAAGAAGGCCAAGACAACAAAGAAGAUUGUGCUGAAGCUGCAGUGCCAGAGCUGCAAGCACUACUCGCAGCACCCGAUCAAGAGGUGCAAGCACUUCGAGAUCGGUGGCGACAAGAAGGGCAAGGGAACCUCUCUCUUCUAAGCUGAUGAUAAACUUGUUCUUAGCCCCAGGUCAUCUGCCAGAAGUUACCAUUUGGAAUGUUCUAUGUUAUCCUUAUAUAGGGAGAUACAUCAGAUGGGAACCCACUGGAGUGAUACAAGAUAUAUCUUGUGCUUUGUGUCUGAAUCAGCUGUUUUGUCAGAUAAAUUUGGUACAAUAUAGUUUGUACGAGACCAAAUGAUGAAUAUGCUAUUAUGUUCGAGCUCCGGAUCUUU